GGGACAGUCAAUUUGGCCUGUGAGAAUUGUUAGUUUUAUUAUUAUUGUCCUGACCAAAGAAUUUUUGGGCGUGAAAUUCUGGGGUUUUUUUGCGUCACCAAGGUGGUUUUUUUUGCUGCUUUCGCUUCUGCGACAUUUAUUUGUCGCUUCAAAAUCUCAUCUCAGGAGUAAUCAAUCAUUACAACUAAGUCGUGAAUUAACAAAAUAAAUUAGGAUUAAUUAAUCUAUACAAUGAUGAUGAUGUUGGAUCAUCAUUCCACUGAACAUCAUAAUGGUUUAGAUCCGAAAUCCGAUACAGAUAUUGGGAUAGUUAAUUCUAACAUAUUAUGUGAAUCUAGACGACCAAAUUCUAAUAUUCCUAAAGUAAAUGGAGAUUUCACACAUAAUACUUUUCAUUCUUCACCAACAUAUGUUUAUCCACUUGAUCGACAUUCCGCUCCAGCAUCCACAAAUAAAUCAAUCUCACGUCAAAUAACACCGAAUGAUUCAUGUCAUGAAAGUACUUUACGUUUGCACGAAGAUCGUAAACUAUUCAUUGGUAUGUUAGGAAAGCAUCAAACCGAGAAAGAUAUUCAAAAUUUAUUUUCACCUUAUGGGCUCAUUGAAGAAUGUACAAUUUUACGUGAUCAAAAUGGAUUGAGUAAAGGUUGUGCUUUUGUGAAAUACUCCUCGAGUACAGAAGCGGCAAACGCUAUCGAUCAUAUGCAUAAUAGUCAAACAAUGCAAGGUGCUUCUUCUCCGUUGGUUGUAAAAUUUGCCGAUACAGAGAAAGAACGUCAAGUUCGCAGACAGCAUCAGCAGAGCACGACAAACGGUUCUUGUUCUCCGGCGUCAGGGCAUUCUACCAGUACAGGGAUGACUAAUGGUCACUUAGAUGGGUCUCAUACAUCAAUGCAACAAUAUAAUCAACAACAAUCUCUUCGAACUCCAAUUACGAAUAUCACGGAGGCGUCUAAUAUGACGGUAGCGGCGGCCGCUGCAGCAGCCGCGGCUAAUGCAUUUCAACAAUCACUUGUUGCUUCUAAUGUUACACCAGGGUAUUUACAAUUUCCGCCCGGUUUAUUUCCUACCGCUUCAUCAAAUGCUAGCCCUGUUCCUAAUGGUUUCCAAAGUUCAGUUACUCAAUUUACUCAACAGCAACAACAACAACAGAGUCAAGUAGCUCAGCAAGGAUCAGCUUCGGCUUAUUUUAACCCUAUGGCAGCUUUCAUGGCGGCUGCAGCUGCAAUGCAAUAUGCCAAUCCACAAUUAUCAACUGGUAUAGCAGAAAAUCCAUCAAGUCGUUCAACAUCUAUUCCAUUACAAUUGAACACGAUUGUUAGUCAUCCUACAAUCGGUGUUGCUCAUCAGCAUAAUCCACUCACAGGAACUAAUCAUUCAGUACCGAAUGCUUCAGCGUUAGCAUCAUUGGCUGCCGGUUGUCCAGCCACUACUUUACAAAAUAAUACACUUCCUCAAUUAGCUUCAUUGUUCCCUUUGACAGAUGUCGCUCUAUUAUCUCCAGCCGCUUUAGCUGCUCUUACUCAAGUUGGCGCGGGUGCAGUUAAUGGAGGUUUAUUAACUGAAGCUGGAGUUUCCGGUAAUAACGAAUUUAACAAUGCGUUUGGUACUGGUUUAUUAGUUUCUGCUUCACCAUCCACAAUAUCACCGCCGAGUUUCGCCAGCAUAGGUAAUGGUACUACUCAAGGUCAACAACCAGUUUCUAUCUCUUCAUCAACUGGUAGUGUUUUACCAAAUGUUUCUCUUGGUGCAACUGCUAAUAUCUUGGUCUCAUCUCCAGGAAUGGUUACUCCGGUUGCUUCUACACCUCCUACCGUUAGUCCGGCUAUUUUACCGUCACCAAUAACAAAUGAGCCUGUAGGUUUGUAUGCAGCAGCUGUCGCUUUACAGAAUUCAACUGCAGUAGGUCAUACAAAUGCGAACGGAUUACAAUUUCCUCAAUUACAUCCAUCGUUUGCAGCAGCUGCCGCCGCCGCUGCCCAGUCAAUGACACCAUCUCCAGUGAACACUGCACUGAAUUCGUAUUUCACGGAAAAUGCAGCUUUACAAGCGGCGGCGUUAGCUGCCGCUGCAGCCGCGUCUGGUCAGUCGUUUACUAAUGAUCCUAUCGUUCAUCAACUCUAUGCUGGUCUUCAAGCCUACGGGUUAGCUUAUCCUACUGGAGGUGCCGCAUAUACCACUUUUCCUAAUCUACAUCAUCAAGCUUUAUCAAUGCCUGUUCAACAGAAAGAGGGUACGAGGGAACUGAUAUUAACAGGUCCUGAAGGAUGUAAUCUAUUCAUUUAUCAUUUACCACAAGAAUUCGGUGAUAAUGAAUUAGCUCAAAUGUUUAUGCCAUUUGGUACAGUGAUCAGCGCUAAAGUUUAUGUUGAUCGAGCUACUAAUCAAAGCAAGUGUUUCGGUUUUGUCAGUUUUGAUAAUCAUACAAGUGCUCAAAAUGCAAUUCAAGCAAUGAAUGGUUUUCAAAUUGGUAUGAAACGAUUGAAAGUACAAUUGAAGCGUCCUAAAGGCGGUAACACUUCAUCAACAUCAUCAUCGUCAAAUACAAAAUCUUCUCGUGAUACUACUACUACUACGCAUACUGGACAAAGACAAGACGGUGAUUUAUCUCUUCCUUCACAGGAUUCUAUAUACUCUGAGAUAGUCGUAAGCCCUACUGAAACAGUCUCGGUCGCUCCGGUACCUGCUUUAUGAGGUGUAUGUAAUGGAUUGUUCCUCCCUCCUUUUGCUCUGUUCUUCUAUUCCUGAAAAAUCUCAACAACACAGGUUAACUACAUUUUUGUUGUUAUACUCUCUUCUAAUUGAUACUAUUCAUCUGCCGGCUUCUAUCUUGAAUCGUAUGAUGGUAACUACGUGUGUCAAUCUAUGUUAUGGCUCUAUUCUUUUCAUAUGCUCAAAUUUCUGCUCCUCCUAAAUUAUUUUUGCUAACUUCUGGAGUGCACACAUUUAUCUCUCUCUGCGUCGCCCCCUAUUCUUUAGCAUUAUUCUUCACCAUUUAAUCUAUUGUAUGGUCUAUUUUUAUUAUUACUAGGCGGUCAGUUUAAAAAAUGUGUUUAUCUAGAUUCCUCUUUAUUUUUAGUUUCCUGAAAGAGAAUCAAAUUGAAUUUUCUUCUCCGUUUUUCCUUGCUUUGAUGUUGUACUUUGUCUCCCUCUCUGUAUGUGUGUGUCGGGUGUCUCUCCCUACUCAGUUCGAUUAAUCUCUGCAAUACAAUAAAUACAAAUAAACAGAAACAAAUACAGAAUUUUGAUGGAAAAAAACACCCUGAUACAUUCAAUAUGGCAUUGUAGCGAAAUAAGAGCCACUCUCCAUUCACAGUAUACAUUUCAAUGGGUCUUGUUCAUUGACCAUGUACUAUUUUCACUGAUUCAUUUUAAUAAUACACAGGAAUAUUAAUUGAAAGUAUGCGUAACGAAAAAAGAGGGAGAAAGUCGCAUUAUUAUUAUUUUUAUUAUCAUUAUUAUUAUUAUUAUCCCAUCAUUAAGAUGACUGUUUAUGUAUUGUUUUAUUGUAUGCAGCCUCAGUGUUGUUUCUAUGGUUGUUGUCGUCAUAUGAGGAGGUGCUUUUUCUUUUUUCUUGCUUUUUCUCCAUCUUUCACGUUUUUCUUUCUUUUCGUCUUUGAAUAUAUUUUGUUAUAAUGAUUGGUGGUUUGUUUGGCUCUCAUUCUUUCUGUCGGGAAAUGAUAAUUGUAUUCUGCUCAUUCCUUCGAUUUUCACUGAGACAAAAUAGGGAGAGGGAGAGGGAGACACACACACACAGGUAUAUGCAUAUUUUUACAUGAUGAAUGAAUUGUCCAUAAAUAACAGAUUUUUCUUAAUUAUCUUUGUUGUAAAUGACCUAUUGUCGUCAUCACUACUGUUGUAGAGUUGUUGUGUUACUUUUGUGCAUUACUGAGUAUUUUGUUUUGUUUGUUGAUAAAACACUUUUUUUUCCAUAUGGCAUAUCGUUUCAUUAUGAUUGAAUAUUUUUUCAAGAGAAAAAAAAACAAACAAUUUAAACAUUCCGCUUACUGUGGUUAUUUGUCUCUCUCGACGAGUUGGUUCUCUCUCUCUCUUCAACGAUCCAUGUUGCAUUCGUUCAUAUUUGUGUUCGUCACGAGUUCCAUUUGCAUUUUUAACAUUUUCCAUAUAUAUUAUCGCUAAUAAUGAUGUGUAUGAGCUCUGGCACGUUCAUUGAAUAUAAUCACAAUAGCAAUUCUAUUUCAUAUAGUACGUUUAUAAUUGAUAGUAUCCAUUUUGGUUACUUAUCCAUCCAUUCAUCAUUAUUAUUAUCAUUAUCUACUUAAAUGAUCUAUUUUAAUGAUGAAUAAAUAGCAAGUUGAUUAUCAUUAGUAUCAUUGCAAAAAGAAAAAAGAAGAAAAACAGAGAGCAUACACAACAAAUGAAGAAACUAGAUUGUUUUCGACGAUUUUUCUCCUUUUCUUUUUUGAUGACCAGUUAUUUACCUCCAUUAUAUAUUAUAUACAUUAUUCUUUCAAUAUAUUUUUUAAAAACAUAAUUUUCAUCCAUUUGUCUUUGCUACAUACAUUCCUUUAAUUCACUUAUAGAAAUGGAACACAUUUUGUGAAAUGAUUUUUUUGUUCAUACUCAUGUAUAACGCUUUCUACACAUCGACUACGAUUGUUACAAUAACGGUAGAGGAGAAAUAAAAGAAGGUUAUUUACAAGCUGAAGUCCUACUGUUGUUGUUGGUGGUGAUGGUGACGGUGUUUCUUAUUGUUGGUAAAAACCAUAGACAUAUUUCUCUUAUUUUUCUAUACCAUUAUAUACUACUGAUAAGCAAAUUGUUGUUGUUUUCCUUCACACACACACUCUCCAUGUUUUACUAUCCACAUACCCUUAUCCUUUCAUUCACAUGGUUAUCUGAUCCACACACUUCAAAAUACACAGAGACAAACUUAGAGAAAAUCUUAAUUUCACUCCCAAAGAAAGUAGACGAGACAUUAUGAUAUACAGCGCAAUACAACAUAACAGACAAGUGGAAGCUUCAGAGGAACUAAGCAAAAUGAAUGCAUUUAAAUUUAUUUUUGUGCUGUAAUUUACUAGGGUUUUUUGUUGUUACCGAUGAUUAUGUUGAUGAGACCGCAUGAUUUACAUCUAUACCUCUUUACUUCUCUUCUAAUGAAUAUAUAUAAAUGCGAUUGUGCUGUUUUCCUGUAUGCGUAUAACUGAUUAUGUGGUUGAGAUUUUAAAGUGUGUGUGUGUGUGUGUGUGUGUGUGUGUGUGGAAUGAUCGGAUAUACGUUGAACAGUGAUAUACUGGUCAAUAAUGAUAUUAGAUUUACCGGUUUCUUUUUCAUAGAUAUAUCUUCAUAAUCCGUCUAUUCAACCCGCAAAUCGAUAAAUAAAUAAUUAAAUGGGUGUGGAUACACUAUGAUAUAUGCAGAAAUAAGAUUGUUCUUUACACAUACACACAGUGGUACUUCGUUCUCAGUUUUGGAGAAAAUACACACCACUACUGUCUCCGUUUCUUGUUUCCCCUCUUAGGCGUUUUUUUAUUACUACAUAUUAGUAAGUUUUGCUCUCCCUAUCCGAUUCUAUCAUUUUUAUUACCAUGAUGAAUAUGUAGUGUAUAAUGUUAUAUGCCUCUCAUUUUUACAAUUUCUAUGAUUCUUAUGUUGAACACACUUUAGAAUAAAUACACAUGAAUACAAUUUUCCAAUACAUCAUUUACAAGCAAACUGUACGUGAUAAUGUUAAUUAUAAUACUAACACUACUAUGACUAUUAAUGAUGAUGAUAAUAAUACUAAUAAUUCUUUAC
Schistosoma intercalatum is the source of this 5757-nucleotide messenger RNA. The record is from the annotation of a GenBank genome assembly. NCBI's taxonomy places the organism in Eukaryota, Metazoa, Platyhelminthes, Trematoda, Strigeidida, Schistosomatidae.